AUGCUCGUCGAUGAUGCCAUCGCUUCUCUCUUUCCCCAUGACGUUCACCCUGCCUUCGAGGACGCACAAAUAGCAAAAGCUCUCGUGGACCAUUACUUCUCGUGCGAGCAAGAAUGCGGGCUUGAUCACCUUCUCUGGUGUGAAGGUGAACAGCUGAACGAAAAGGAUGCCUCGCAUCCGGCUUCAGAGCGAGGAAGCGAUGACAGCGAUGAAGUUAGUUCUGUCGUGUCAAUGCCUGAGAAGAAAUUUGCGAACAAGCCAAGCAAGGUCGGCAAAAAGCGUCAACCCAAGAUUCAGGGGACUACGCAGAAGCGUUGGAGCAAGGACGAGCAUGAGCGUUUCUUGGAGGGUCUGAACCUUUACUGUCCUUAUGCCGGGCUAUCCCGAGGAGCGGAUGGAAGAGUGUUUGUCGGGCUUGGCCCAGGAAUAGCACAGGCAAUCGCCUGCAUGGUCGGGACAAGAACAGAGUUGCAAGUCAGAUCUCAUGCGCAGAAGUAUUUUCUUAAGAACAAUGUGAGCAUCUAG
This is a messenger RNA of Guillardia theta CCMP2712, 525 nucleotides long. RefSeq lists its product as hypothetical. Lineage: Eukaryota; Cryptophyceae; Pyrenomonadales; Geminigeraceae. The transcript has a single exon. Bases 1 to 525 code for a protein of 174 amino acids. The record is from RefSeq and is a predicted model, not a curated record.